This is a messenger RNA of Hippocampus comes (tiger tail seahorse), 4701 nucleotides long. It is a transcript of the gene atp1a3b, whose product is annotated as ATPase Na+/K+ transporting subunit alpha 3b. The record is from RefSeq and is a predicted model, not a curated record. Bases 478 to 3558 code for a protein of 1026 amino acids. Gene Ontology annotation, molecular function: ATP binding; ATP hydrolysis activity; P-type sodium:potassium-exchanging transporter activity. NCBI's taxonomy places the organism in Eukaryota, Metazoa, Chordata, Actinopteri, Syngnathiformes, Syngnathidae. Gene Ontology annotation, biological process: proton transmembrane transport; intracellular potassium ion homeostasis; potassium ion import across plasma membrane. Gene Ontology annotation, cellular component: plasma membrane. The transcript has 22 exons.
UCUUUCACAGGCGGAGUUGUGCGGCGCGAGGACAGACUGUACUGCGCCAAGCAGUUCGCGCUGUUACCGGGCCGCGGAGGGAUACAAGCGUUUCGCAGGCAGUGUAGUGCGGCUCGUGAGUUAGGAACGCCGGUCCUUUUGGUGGCGUGGUAAAUCCACUCGUGAUGCUCGGAGUGUGACCGCGACGUUUCUUUUACAGCAAGGCUCACAAAACGCGACUGGGGCUGUUCGUAGACGUUUUCGCCGAGCUUGAAUUUACGACAGCCCCGUUAGGAACGGCAACUUGUCGGUGACGCACUCACCUUAAGACUCCAUUGCAUUCCCGCUUGUCUUACCUCAAGACUGGUCGUUCCACCAUUUUCUCUUUCUUCCCCCCUUUUUCCCCUCCCGUCCACUGCAAGACGUUUUAAGGGUGCUCCAGCGGAAAGAGCACACCUCUCAACCUGCGAGGAGGAUAAGAAGAGUGACUGCGCCAACAUGGGGUAUGGCCGGUCAGACAGUUACCGCGUUGCCACCACACAGGACAAAGAUGACCGAUCCCCCAAGAAGAAGAAGGGGGGGGCUACGGGAACUAAAGACAUGGACGACCUGAAGAAGGAAGUGCCCAUUACGGAACACAAGAUGUCCGUAGAAGAAGUUUGCCGGAAAUUUCAGACGGACAUUGUCCAGGGACUGACCAAUGCCAAGGCAGCAGAGGUUCUGCUCAGGGAUGGCCCCAACGCACUCACUCCGCCCCCCACCACCCCGGAGUGGGUCAAGUUCUGUCGCCAGCUCUUCGGCGGCUUCUCCAUCUUGCUGUGGAUCGGCGCCAUCCUCUGCUUCUUGGCCUACGCCAUUCAGGCCGCCACCGAGGACGACCCCGCUGGAGACAAUUUGUACCUAGGUAUUGUGCUCACGGCCGUCGUCAUCAUUACCGGUUGCUUCUCGUAUUUCCAAGAGGCCAAGAGCUCCAAAAUCAUGGAGUCUUUCAAGAACAUGGUGCCUCAGCAAGCGCUGGUGAUCCGAGAGGGAGAGAAGGUCCAAAUCAACGCGGAAGAAGUGGUGGCCGGAGAUCUGAUCGAAGUGAAGGGAGGAGAUAGGAUCCCCGCCGACAUCCGGGUGGUUUCAGCACACGGCUGCAAGGUGGAUAACUCCUCCCUAACCGGUGAAUCAGAGCCUCAGAGCAGGUCACCCGACUGUACCCAUGACAACCCCUUGGAAACGCGAAAUGUGGCUUUCUUCUCUACCAACUGUGUGGAAGGCACGGCGCGUGGCAUCGUCAUCUGCACUGGAGACCGCACGGUCAUGGGUCGCAUCGCUACCCUGACGUCUGGCCUGGAGACGGGCAAGACCCCCAUCGCCAAGGAGAUCGAGCACUUCAUCCACAUCAUCACUGGCGUGGCCGUCUUUCUGGGCGUCACCUUCUUCGUCCUGGCCCUCAUCCUAGGCUACAGCUGGCUGGAGGCUGUCAUCUUCCUCAUCGGCAUCAUUGUGGCUAACGUGCCCGAAGGCCUGCUGGCUACCGUCACUGUCUGUCUGACCCUGACCGCCAAGCGUAUGGCGAAGAAGAACUGCCUGGUGAAGAACUUGGAAGCUGUGGAGACGUUGGGCUCCACCUCCACCAUUUGCUCCGACAAGACGGGCACCCUGACCCAGAACAGGAUGACCGUGGCCCACAUGUGGUUCGACAACCAGAUUCAUGAGGCCGACACCACCGAGGACCAGUCUGGCGCCUCGUUCGACAAGAGCUCGGUGACGUGGCAGGCGCUGGCCCGCAUCGCCGCUCUGUGCAACCGCGCUCAAUUCAAGGCGGGACAGGACUCGGUGGCCAUCCUCAAGCGCGACGUGGCUGGCGACGCCUCCGAGUCGGCCCUGCUCAAGUGCAUCGAGCUGUCCUGCGGCUCGGUCAGGAUGAUGCGGGAGAGGAACAAGAAGGUGGCCGAGAUCCCCUUCAACUCCACCAACAAAUACCAACUCUCCGUGCACGAGACGGAGGACCCCAAUGACAACCGCUACUUGCUGGUGAUGAAGGGAGCCCCCGAGAGGAUCCUGGAUCGCUGCUCGACCAUUUUGCUGCAGGGCAAAGAGCAGCCCAUGGACGAGGAGAUGAAGGAGGCCUUCCAGAAUGCCUACAUGGAGUUGGGAGGACUGGGAGAGAGAGUGUUGGGCUUUUGCCACUUAAUGCUGCCAGAGGACCAGUACCCGAAAGGCUUCGCCUUCGACACGGAUGACGUCAACUUCCAGACGGACAACCUUUGCUUUGUGGGUCUCAUGUCCAUGAUCGACCCUCCCCGCGCCGCCGUGCCUGAUGCCGUGGGCAAAUGUCGAUCUGCUGGUAUCAAGGUCAUUAUGGUCACUGGAGAUCAUCCAAUAACAGCAAAGGCCAUCGCCAAGGGAGUGGGCAUCAUCUCCGAGGGCAACGAGACGGUGGAGGACAUCGCGGCUCGUCUCAACAUCCCCGUCAGUCAAGUCAACCCCAGGGAUGCCAAGGCUUGCGUUAUCCAUGGCACUGACCUGAAAGAUCUCUCUCAGGAUCAGAUGGACGACAUCUUGAGGAACCACACUGAAAUUGUCUUUGCCAGAACCUCCCCUCAGCAGAAACUGAUCAUUGUGGAGGGCUGCCAGAGACAGGGUGCCAUCGUGGCUGUGACAGGCGAUGGCGUGAAUGACUCUCCUGCCCUCAAGAAGGCCGACAUCGGCGUCGCCAUGGGAAUCUCGGGCUCUGACGUGUCCAAACAAGCCGCGGACAUGAUCUUACUGGAUGACAACUUUGCUUCCAUUGUCACUGGAGUGGAAGAAGGCCGUCUGAUCUUUGACAACCUGAAGAAGUCCAUCGCCUACACGCUGACCAGCAACAUUCCAGAGAUCACACCCUUCCUCCUGUUUAUCAUCGUUAACAUUCCUCUGCCACUGGGCACCAUCACCAUCCUCUGCAUUGACCUGGGUACCGACAUGGUCCCGGCUAUCUCGCUGGCCUACGAAGCAGCAGAGAGCGAUAUCAUGAAGCGUCAGCCUAGGAACCCCUUCAGGGACAAGCUGGUGAACGAGCGCCUCAUCAGCAUCGCCUACGGACAGAUCGGUAUGAUCCAGGCCCUGGGUGGCUUCUUCUCCUACUUUGUCAUCUUGGCCGAAAAUGGCUUCCUGCCCAGCCGGUUGGUGGGCAUCCGCCUGGACUGGGACGACCGCGCCUGCAAUGACUUAGAGGACAGCUACGGACAGCAAUGGACGUACGAGCAGAGGAAGAUCGUGGAGUUCACGUGCCACACGGCUUUCUUCGUCAGCAUCGUGGUGGUACAGUGGGCCGACGUCAUCAUCUGCAAGACCAGACGCAACUCCGUCUUCCAGCAGGGCAUGAAGAACAAGAUCUUGAUCUUCGGCCUGUUUGAGGAGACGGCCCUGGCUGCCUUCCUGUCCUACUGCCCCGGCAUGGAUGUGGCCCUCAGGAUGUACCCCCUCAAGCCUUCCUGGUGGUUCUGCGCCUUCCCUUACAGUUUCCUCAUCUUUGUUUAUGAUGAAAUUCGAAAGCUCCUCAUCCGCCGGAACCCUGGAGGUUGGGUGGAGAAGGAGACUUAUUAUUGAUCGUUGGAGCAUCUUGUUCCUCAUCGCCCCAAAACAUUCCCCUUCCCUUCCCUCCUCCCUCAUCUUCUUCCACUUACUUCACCACCUCCAAAUCACCUUCCCCUUCCCCCACCCAAGAAAAAAAAUGCUUUGAAGCAAUUUUCAUCCCAACUGCCCCAAAGAUUCAAAACAGCAAAAGCACCUUUACAACUUUCGACAUACACUCCACCCCUCCCUUGCCCUCGUCACUGCCCCCUCCCAUAUGAUAGUCUUUGCAUGUGUUCUUUCACUGCUGUGUACAUAAACCAGUAUAAUAAUAAUAAUAAUAACAAUAAUAAUAUCUACCAAACGGCAGCUGCAUAUUGUCUUAUGUAGAUUCCAAGGAGCCGAUUCGGCUGAAAAAGGGCCACCCUGCUCUCCCAUGUCCCUCCAAUCUACCCCACCCCCAUCCCACCCCCUCAUACACACACAAAUAGCCAUCACACUGACUGACUCCCACCUGCGCCACAGUGUUGUUGUUGUGUUAAUUUUUUUUUAAUAUGUCAGGUAGGGGGACUGUUUCACUGUUUUUUUUGUUUUGUUUUUUUUAAAUUCUAUUAUUAUUAUCACGGAGGGGUAGAGGGCAUACCUUGGCACCCCAACCCCCACACUCCAGUCUCCCCCCCAACCCCCUCUUCUUGUCUCUCGUUUGUGUACACUGUGUGACAGCAUUGUUCUUGUUCUUACUAUGAAACCGCCACCCACCCACCCACCGUCACAUCACCAAUCUUUCUGUGUGCUCUAGGAAAUCUAUAUAAUUCUAUACUGAAUUUAAAAUGACACCCAUACAAUAAAAGAUGGGAAAUGUUCGGGGGGAAAAAAACGAAAUAAGAAAACAACCCAUUUUAUUAAUCCAAUUCUUUUGGCCCAUUCCGUUUCAAAAUGGGCGCCACUGCUGUCGGUGUGCGCUAUGGUGGAGAUGAUGAUGAUGAUGAUGAUCAUGUGUGAGGAUGAAGAUGACAGUCCUGGUCCGCAUGUGUGCGGUCUCAGGCUGACUGCCUUAAGGUUGUCGUUCAAGAUCAAUUGAAAAGAAUCCAAACAAAGGCUACUUGUUAAGAACAAACGUGUGUCAAAGAAAUGAAAGCAACACCAAUAAAACAUCUAGAAACAUUUAAUACAACCUCA